Molecule: messenger RNA, 8947 nt
Organism: Calidris pugnax (ruff)
Lineage: Eukaryota; Metazoa; Chordata; Aves; Charadriiformes; Scolopacidae
Gene: NEK7
Product: NIMA-related kinase 7
Exons: 10
Coding region: 148-1056 (302 amino acids)
Biological process (GO): protein phosphorylation
Molecular function (GO): ATP binding; protein kinase activity
Source: RefSeq, a predicted model, not a curated record
GUAACUUCGUGUUGCUCUGUGUUAGCAAUUAUGUGAAGUAGUUACAUCUAUAUUCUGCAGGAAAAAAAAAAGACUGAGACAUUAAGAUUCUCAGCAGAACCGCAACACUGAAUAUUCUUGACAUAAGGGACGCUUUUAUGUGACAGAAUGGAUGAACAGUCACAAGGCAUGCAGGGGCCUACUGCUCCACCAUUUCAGCCACAGAAAGCCUUGCGACCCGACAUGGGCUAUAAUACACUUGCCAAUUUCCGAAUAGAGAAAAAGAUUGGCCGUGGGCAGUUCAGUGAAGUUUACAGAGCAACGUGCCUGUUGGAUGGGGUACCAGUGGCACUGAAGAAGGUUCAGAUAUUUGAUUUAAUGGAUGCCAAAGCCCGUGCUGACUGCAUCAAAGAAAUAGAUCUUCUUAAGCAACUGAAUCAUCCAAAUGUAAUUAAAUAUUAUGCCUCAUUCAUUGAAGACAAUGAACUGAACAUAGUGUUGGAAUUAGCUGAUGCUGGAGAUCUCUCUAGAAUGAUAAAGCAUUUUAAGAAGCAGAAGCGGUUGAUUCCUGAAAGAACAGUUUGGAAGUACUUCGUUCAGCUUUGCAGUGCCUUGGAACAUAUGCAUUCUCGUCGUGUUAUGCACAGAGAUAUAAAGCCAGCUAAUGUGUUCAUUACAGCUACAGGGGUAGUAAAGCUUGGAGACCUUGGACUUGGUCGAUUUUUCAGCUCCAAAACCACAGCAGCACAUUCUUUAGUUGGUACACCUUAUUACAUGUCUCCAGAGAGAAUACACGAAAAUGGUUACAACUUCAAAUCUGACAUCUGGUCUCUGGGCUGUCUGCUGUAUGAGAUGGCUGCACUGCAGAGUCCCUUUUAUGGUGAUAAAAUGAACUUGUACUCCCUAUGCAAGAAGAUAGAACAGUGUGACUACCCACCUCUCCCUUCAGAUCACUACUCAGAGGAACUGCGACAAUUAGUUAAUAUGUGCAUCAACCCAGAUCCAGAGAAGCGACCAGACGUGACCUACGUCUACGAUGUGGCGAAACGUAUGCACGCACACACUGCCAGCAGCUGAACAGCCCUCUGAUCGUGAAGAAGAAAGCAGAAAUAACCAAGUAUUUUAAGAAAAUCAUCCCACCUCUUUGUUUGUGUGUUACUGAUAUGUAAUUGUUUGAAGCUUACUGUUGUGCUUUGAAUUGUAAACCAAUUUAUAUACGAGCUUUUUUGUUUUCUGUUUGUUUCUAUUUUUUUGUAUUUUUUACUAACUUGCAGUUUUACAACAGGUUCAAGUAUGUAAAGCAUAACUUUAAAAGAUACCAAGAACCACCGUUUUCCAUGUUAAGUGGGUUCAAGUAGAUUUUCUUUAAUAACAAAAUCGUGUUGGGUUGGGCCUCAGUUCUAAACCACAGUUGCACUUUUGCACAUGAUACAGAUAUUAGGCUUAUUAUCCAGAAGCAAAAUGUCUGAAUCUCUCACCUUUUUAGUAAUUUAUGGAAAGUAUGAAUCAGCACAGUUAACUUUAUUUUAAUCUUUGUUCUAAGAGGGACAUAAUUAUUAUAGAAGGUUAUUGUAUUUUAUAUUAAAUUGUAGUUUGCAGCUCUCAGCAUUCAGAGUAGACAGGUGAUCGGGUUAGUUCUCUGCUUGCCAAACAUGAUGGAAAAAUUAUCACGCUGAAAUUUUUGUAACAUCCUUUUUUCUUUUCAUAUUCUGUCAUAAUGCGCAUAAAACAUUUGUUGGAGGUUUUCUGGGAAAAUUUAAGGUGUUGAUUCUGCGAUCUGAUCAUUUUCAAUAGACUUGUGCAGCACUGCCCUGGGGCAAUAGGAGUCUGCAUAGUUAAGUCUUAAAACCAUGCAGAUGCUUCUUGUAGCAAAUAGGGUUCUUUUGAGGCUAGUGUUUAUGAGAAGGUCAGAUUAAAAGACGUGAUCUUUAAGUUACAACUUCCCAACUGUUUAUGUAUAUGCCACUGUUUGUAGAUUUUUGUGUUUAAAAUAAUUUGAAUAACCUUACAGUGUAUUUAAAUUUUUCUUUUUUAAAUACAGAAACUUUUUGGAAAAGAUAUAACAGUGUAGUAUAACACAAAAUGUGUUAUUCAUGGAUAUCUCAUUUUGUAUGCUGUAUUCUGAGAAUUAGUUUUAUAUUUAGCAAAAGUAAAUUUUAGAUUUUAUAUUGAAGAGAAAGGUGCCACUUCUUCAUUUGGGAAAUAAAUAUACAUGCAAAAUGUCUUACAAAUACUUUAUUAGCUGAAAAGGAAAUUCAGAAUAUUUUUUUAGACCUUAGUAACUUUUCAGGUAUGCUUAAAUAAUAUUUUUAUUGUUAAGGAAGGUGUCUUGUUUUUAAAUGUGGUAAAAAUGGAGGAUGGACUGAAAUUUCUUUCAGUUUCUGAGUUUCAAGACUGAACUUUUUAUUCAGAACUGUCAAAACAUAAUUUUUACCAAUGAAACUGUUACGAAGCUGUUAUGGUCAGUUAAAUCUUUUUCCUUAUGUGAGUAAAAAGAAGUUACUUUAAAUAAAAGCAGCACUGUGUACAUACACAUGUAGGUUGUAGAUGCAGCCAGUUCCCUGCACACUCAGAUUUUUUUUUGUUUGUUUGUUUCUCUAUGCAGCUUCAAUUUUUGGUUUGGUACAAUGCUCAAAGAAUAAAAAUCCAGCUGUGGAGUUUGUGAAUGAAAUGCUCAAGCUAGAUUGGGGGGGUUUCUUAUUUUGUAUUUUUUAAAACUACCAAUACUAUGGAAAUUGUGUUUGGCAAAAUACAGGAGUUUUUAAAUAGUAUGUGUCAGAUCAUCAGCUUAUCUUAAUACAUUUUUUUUUUCAUUUUUGUUCCCAGAUUUUGUAGGAUGAAUCCUUAGUUUUCCUUCUAGCUUCUGUGUAUACUUUAUCUUGUAGGAUUUCAGUGAAACAAUUUGUAGGGAAGAAGUAUUUGAGAAACCUUGGUUUGUGUCUAACAACCUCUGUUUGUUUUCAUUUAUUAUCUGAUUAUUGAAUUUUAAAAAUGAUGGUUAUAUUCUAUAGCAGUAGUUCAUAUGCCAUAGAACGAAAUGGUUUAUAUUGGAAAAGGCAGCACAAUAUGUGCUUGACUGCCAGGAUUAGCUCUUAAAAUGCACAAGUAGUCAAACCAGGUUUUUAUUUUUUUCUGAAAUAUACUAGAACAUUUAGAAAUCAUUAAAAAAAACUCAACACAGGUAAUUUGCAUUUAAUAUUAUGCAUCAAGUAUUGAACUUUUCCUGAAAGAAACCAACAAUAGAUUGUUUUUUGUUUAUCAUCCUGUCUGGUAGUAUAUAUUAAGUAAAGAAAUCAUGUAGCAGUUAGCAAAUGUGCAUACUUAAGCAUUUAAUUCUUUUUAUUGUUGUGUUUCGUAUUUAUGAUUAAAUCUUGUGCUGAGGAAAAGAAAAAGCUGUUCUUAUUUUAAAAUUUGUAAAAUGAAUGGUACAGAUGACUCUGGUACCAAACUUAAUUAUUAAGGAGCCUAUAUGGGUUAAUAGAAUUGUUUAUGUAACUGGGGAUUGUUGAAUCUAUCCCCUAAGUAAAGCACCUGGUAACGUAAAAAUAGUAAGUCUGUUACGACACUCCCAUGUGUGCUACACGCUUAUAAAAUAUUUUCUUUUAUAAAACACCGUUCUAGUUUUCGUAUGUCGUUGAUGGUGACAUUUGGCACUAUUUAUUUUAAGCUAAGGCAUUACAUGUUUAUUUUCUUUAAAAAGAACGUGUUACAUUUUUAACCAAAAUGUCUGACUAGUUCCUCCUUUUAUUUCAGUAAUGCUAAAGUAUUAACUUGCUUCACGAGUAAACUUUGUGCUUUGAAUGACAUUGCAUAAAAAUCUUUGUCUUGUCCUGAAAGCUCCCCUGCUGUGCAGUAAUCUAAUAGAAAUAAAACAUGCAGAUAUUGAAUACAAUGUAAAAACUAUAGUGUUUAUAUAUUUUUCUCAAACUUUUUUGUUACAGAUAUAUAUAUGUUACAGUAGAUGCUACCUAUCUUGUGGACUGUUUACUGCUUCCAGUAGAUGAUAAUGCAUGCGUUUUCUUGACUGUAACAAAAGACAGUAUAUUCAAAAAAUCUUUUUUUGUAUUAUUUGUCAAAAAUUUAUCUAAAAAUGCUACAUCAGAUAUAUUCAUGAAUAACCCAAAAGAGCGUUUUUAUCUAAAAUUUAAAACAAAUAUAACAUUAUUUUCAAACUGUGUGAAAAUGUCUGAAAGGCAUAAGAAGACCUCCCUGUUAUGACCCCAGUCCUGUGAGCUCUUGUUUAUAGGUAGGCUGGUUUUUAUGUAAUUUCAAUAAUUUUGAGUGAAGUUCAUAUACAUACAUGAGUAAAUAGUAAUCAGUAAGGUAUAUAGAAAUUAUGUACUUGGCUCGCUUUUUAUACCUUCUGUAUGUCACUAGUUUUGUAGCAGGGAAUAAUGUGUUUUUUCCCCCUCUUCUGUUGCACUCUAAUGAUCCAGCUACCAAUUGUACGAGCAGGCCAAGUAUGGUGGCUUUUUGUAAUGAACAGAAACUUUAAAAACAUGCCAAUAUACCGGAAGAUGAAAUGCACUAUUAGAAGUGUCUGAGAAGGCUGGUGUUUUAUUCAUGCUCAUGAUUAAGAAAGCCAUAGACUGAAAUUCUUGACAGAGGCUUGGAAAUGGGGAAGGACUUCUUAUGCCAGUGGUUCUCAGAUAUCUCUGAACGGGACCCAGAAUCACAGUGAUGUCUGUUUUCAACGAUCUGUCCACUUAAUCUCUGAUUUCACUGUUAACACAGUGAGAUGAGAAUCUUAAUGGCUGAAUUUGAAUGCUGGUGGAGAGUGCUGUGUCAGGUAUUUGAGCUUUCUUAGGAACAGGAGGUUGAUGUGAGGGAGAGUCAACGAAGGCCUUUAAGUCUUGCUUUGUGGAGAGUUAGUUUAAUCGGGACGUAAAGGUGCUGGAUAGCAGAGUUCAAAUCCAUCACUUUUAAUACUUCUUUGACAGUCAGAAGUUUUUGCAACCCUGCUAUGUCCCCGCAUCAUCUAGCCAGUGGCAGUGCUGGUCUUUUGAAUUUCUGAUCUCUGGUUUGGUUUGGGUGAAUAAUUAAACCUUUCCGCCAAGAUCACCCAAGGAAGGAAGUACAGGCACUGGACAUAACCCAGCAGGGUGAUACUUUCCAAACGUGACUCAAAUAUUAGAUUUUUAAGGUUCUUUUCCAAACUUUAUUCUCUUACUUGAACCUUGUUAUUCAGUUGAUGCUUUUAAAAAACUGUUUUCCUUUCAUAUUCACGUCUGAAGUCCUACGAUUCCUGUCUUCCACUGCUUCUGCUUCAUCUGUCCCAUUGUCUUCUCUGCCCUUUUCCUGAUUUUUAGUCCUCUGUGUCUAGUUUUUGUAGUGGCCAUUAGUUUACUUCUUUCUUUGUAACCUUGCUAAACUCAGCCCAUUUCUGUCGUCUCAAAUUUUAACCCUUACCAUGGGCAAGUCCUAUUUUUUUCCUCUGGUAAGCACUUAACUCCAUUGUUCUUAACUGUUUUUCCAGAGCGAUGCCUUUGAUUCCUAGUUUUAGGCAGAUUUUCUCACUGCCUCAAUCAUUCCCAUGACCUUGUCUUUACUAAAUACUGUUCACUUUAUUAUCUCUCAUUUCUAAAUUCCCUUCCUCUGAUCACUACCUGCUCUCUUUCAGCGUAUCUGUCUGUCUCUCUCCUCUACCCUGUCACUCACUCCUUUUGGGAUCUCCGGUCUAUUAACCUUUCUGACUCCUUUACUCUUCUCAACUGCCUCCUUCCUUCAGUGGCCUCGCUUCCUUUGACUCACUGGUCUUUAUUUUCAUUUCUAUCUGCUUCUCUAUACGUGGUUUCUUUGGUUGCUUCUCACAUUGCCCUGUCUCCAUUUCUCUCCCCAGACAUUUUUCUUGUAAUUUCUUAAUUUCCGUUCCCACCUUUCCAAAUGUCUCUGAAGAGGGUGUCAGCACAACACAGGUUUGGACUUAACUCUGCCUUACCUCUUUUAAUUCUCCUUUCAAAUGGACUUUUUAAUCACUUUUAUCCCCCCUUUUCUUUUUUUCUUAUUGAGCUUGCUUGCAGAUUUGCUGUUAGUUUUAGUUCUCCAUUCAAUCUUGAUACAAAAUGUGUCUUCAAAACCAAUCCUGAUUUUGCAUGAUGAGAUCUUUUUCAAAAUUGUUCUGCACCUCAGGAUUGGUUUCUGAAUUAGACUUUGCUGCCUCAUAACUAUAUAAGUUUGCCCCUUUUAUGUCUCUCUCCUUUCAUUGAAUGAUUUCUUCCUCUUUUAUUCCCCUUCUUAUUUUCUUCACUAGCAACCAAGCUUCUCUUUCCUGUUGUCUUGAAGGGGAUAGCAGCUGUCAUCCUAACUGGUUCUCUUUUUUAAUACUUUGCCCUUUAUUUUCCAUUGUCAUCCCCUAAUUUCAUGUACCUGAACAUCCUCCCUCCAAUUGACUUUCAAUUUUUUUGGCUUUACACUUUAAUUUGAAUGCCUGAAAAAUCCAGUGCUUCCUUCUCCAGACUGGUUCUCCCAUAGUUCUCUCUCCAGAUGAUUCCUUGAGUAUCCAGCUGAAGUCUCAGACCUGUUCAGAUUCAAAGAUCUAAUUUUUAUUCCUAUUUUCUAACAUCUCUGACAACUUUACUUGACUAUUUUCCAGGGCCACAACCUUUCUAUCUCUGACACUUCUCCCAUGCCUGUGCAUCAAAUGUCUCAAAGUUAGUACUAGCAGAUUCCAGCCCUCUUCACUAUCUGUGUUCUUUCUUAUCUUUUAUCUUCACUGUUUUAACCUCUGUGUCAUUUUGACUUCUUUUCUCCCUUCAAAGUACCAAAAUUGACAGGACUAAACUACUGGCUUUGGGCUUUAGCUGUUUCAUGUGCUGGAGAAGGAAUUCCACCAAAUUACUAUUUGUUUUGGUUUCUUUUAAGACACUUGAGUCCCGCAGAUUUGGUCUUAUUUCAGGACUAUAGAGCUAGAGUAGAUUGUAUUCCCCCAAGUACUUCAAAAGUCUGUGAAUUUGGGUCUUGAUUUCAUUUUUUACCGCUUCAGAUACAGUAAAUACACAAAGAAAUUAAGGGCAAAAAAAUUUGUAUGUAACUUUGUCUUGUCUCUUUUCUGCACAUACAGCUAACAGUUGUUUUCUGUUGUAGCAACUUGAUUUUACUAUUGCUUGAAAUAAGAAUGUGCUUAGGAGCUUCACUGGCUGGAUCCAGAGUGUUGGGCACAACUGUCUGUUUUGUUACUGUCCUGCUCUUGCACUGGCUUCUCUUACUUGCUGCCUUCUGUAUCUUGCCUAAAUGAAUAUUUGCUAUUUCACACUGUAGGGUAGUGUAGUGCAGUUGAGCCAGCUGCAAAUGAGACAGCUGGUAUACUUGCAGGAAUACUAAGAGUUCUUAUCAACAGCUAAGCAUCUAUUUGUCCUGUAGGUCUAGAACUGAGCUCUGUACUGUCCUACUCUAUCCACGUUACCAUAAUUUAAAGCCAAAUCAGAUCAGCCUUCAUGGUGGACGGCAUGGUUUUCUGUGGCAUGGUUUCUUCCCAGUUUUAGCAGGUAUUCAGAUUUGGAAGACUUCAUUGUGCAGAGGUUCAGUGUUGAUCAGAUGAUCUGAUUUUUGACUGCUCAUGAUUAUCCUCACAUAUAUGUUGAGAUUGAGAAGGAAAAUUCUUCAUAAAACUGAGAAGUUUGGGGGUUCGGGACUGGGGGAUGUAGAGCUGGAUGUGAGAUUGUUUGGUGUGUGUGGAUAUACACAUGUUUAAUCACUGUUUAUUUGCACCAGAGUAAUUCUUUUAUUGCAGAGGAUCAGUUUCUUUUGGCACAAAACAAAGACUUUUACAGUAUUUUUCAGGUUUUGUGUUUGUUAUUUGUUGCCAGUUUGUACCAUGUCGUGCCAUUAGUUAAUUUGUUCUUCUGCAACUGCCUUAAUGAUGGGUGGAGGCCUUGUACCUUUUGUCUAAUAGAAAUCUUCUGUUCAUAUGGAAAUAAAAAUAAAUUAAGAAAUUAGGUGCUUUGAGUCCUUCCUGAUAGUUGUGCUUUAAAUCCCAACAACAGAAAUGUUCCCUGGGAUAGAGCAGAGAUGUUCUGGGGUUCCCUGCCUACUCUCCACUUCCCAGCUCCUCAUUCUGUGGUGUUCCUGGAGCACUUGCUGGUGGCACGGCACUGCCAGAGUAUCAAGGGCUGGUAGAAAUGUGGAAACUAAAAUGUUGAUGCUAUCCCGCUUAUGUUCCUGGUGUGUCCUUUCUCAGUGUGAAUUUUUAAAAAUGACUAGGAAGAUCUUUGGUAUUGUUAUACAGCAGCUUAUUGCUCUUUACACGUUUGGCAUUAAAACUGUGUUUGCUGUUACAAAGAGAAUUUUAAAUCAUGCAAAGGCUGUUAGUUUGCCUUUUAAUGUGCAGUGAUGGAACUCUUCUGUACUCUUCAUUUGCUGGUUGUUUCUUUAAUUUCAGUCAUGCUGAUUGUUCUAAAGGUGAUCAUUACGGAUGAGUAUUGCAUUUUCUGGUAAGAUUUUGUUGGGAGAGGGAAAGAAGGGAAGUGUUUAUUGAUUUGUUUGAAUUUGGCUGCUGAUUGUGCUUGGAUCAAAUUGUAGAAUUGUUCAGGUUGGAAGCCUUGGGAGAGGUCUCUAGCCCAACCUCCUGCUGAGAGCAGAGUCAGUGCAGAAUUCAGACCAGGGCUCGGGGCUUCAGCCAGUUGGAUCCUGACAACCUCUGGGGAUAGAGAUUAUGCAGCUUCUCUGGGCAGCCCGCUCACUGUAGCGGCUUCACUGUAAACCUUCUUUUCCUUGUGUUCAGUUAGAAACUCUGAAAUUAGAAAUAAUGGCCGUUGUUUGUUCUCUUGCCGCUCCUCAAGUGCGUUUUGCGUUGCAGAAAAGGUAAGUCAAAUGGUGAAACAAGCAGCCAACUUAGGAUGUUUAAUUUUCUGAAACCGUUGUUGCAAGUGAAUAAAUAUGUUCAUGUGGUUCUUCUGUAUCCUGUAUGACGUGUCCACUAUAUUAAUUUACUCCUUGAGUGUAAAAUAAAAUCUUUGGCAGUUAAACUCGA